CACGUACCUUUCUCAAUUUUCCCUCGCGUUUGCAUCUACCGUCACAAACUUGGUCGUCCAAUCAAGCUUACUUCGUGGUGGCCUUACGACCAAAGAAUCAUGGCCAAUUUUGGGGAGCUUGUCCUUGUGUUGGGUGAUGUGCACAUUCCUGAGCGUGCUUCCAAAAUCCCAGCGCCGUUGAAGCGCAUGUUGGUCCCCAAUAAGAUGCAACACGUCAUUUGCACGGGAAAUAUUUCAACGGAAAUGUACGAGGAACUCCGAACCUUGGCACCUAAUGUGCACAUUGUCGCUGGGGAUUUCGAUACGACAGAAAUGGUGUUCCCGGAAACUCGUGUCGUUCAGGUAGGGGCAUUUCGUAUUGGCGUAGUUCAUGGACAUCAGGUCCUGCCGUGGAAAAAUCAAGAUGCUGCCGCACGGAUGCGUCGAAAAUUGAACGUAGACAUUCUCAUUUCGGGACACACACAUCAGAACGAGGUUACUUUACUGGACGAAUCCUACUAUCACAUCAAUCCGGGAUCCAUAACAGGAGCCUUUUCGUCUUUGACCGAGCAGGUAACACCCUCAUUUAUUUUGCUAGCCGUACAGGACAAGAAAGUAGUUUGCUACGUGUACGAGUUGGUCAAUGGAGAAGUGGAAGUGUCCAAGACAGAUAUUUCCAAGAGCGAGGCAUCGCAGUCUUCGUCGGCUAACAGCUCCCUUAUGGCUUCGCUCUUGACAUAGAACUUGAUCUGUUGGGUCCAAGUGCGGCGAUGCUGCAAAGUUUUAAGUGACCCUUGUUUUACCCUUGUGCUGUCGUCGCAAUGCUAGAACGCCACAUUGAAGCCCGAUACGACCAUCAUGCAUUCUCCGUAGCACCACUCCGUUCUCGAGACCCACGAAACGAAACAACGGAAAACGUUUCGAGCAAUAUUUUUAAUUCUAUACCAUUAUACC
Phaeodactylum tricornutum CCAP 1055/1 is the source of this 933-nucleotide messenger RNA. RefSeq lists its product with no specific name. The transcript is spliced from 2 exons. NCBI's taxonomy places the organism in Eukaryota, Bacillariophyta, Bacillariophyceae, Surirellales, Neidiaceae. The coding region runs from base 100 to 720 and encodes 206 amino acids. Gene Ontology annotation, cellular component: endosome; retromer complex. Gene Ontology annotation, biological process: intracellular protein transport; retrograde transport, endosome to Golgi. The record is from RefSeq and is a predicted model, not a curated record.